Apis cerana (Asiatic honeybee) is the source of this 14548-nucleotide messenger RNA. It is a transcript of the gene PMCA, whose product is annotated as plasma membrane calcium-transporting ATPase 3. Gene Ontology annotation, cellular component: intracellular membrane-bounded organelle; plasma membrane. Gene Ontology annotation, molecular function: ATP binding; P-type calcium transporter activity; ATP hydrolysis activity. The record is from RefSeq and is a predicted model, not a curated record. Gene Ontology annotation, biological process: regulation of cytosolic calcium ion concentration; calcium ion transmembrane transport. Lineage: Eukaryota; Metazoa; Arthropoda; Insecta; Hymenoptera; Apidae.
UAUUUAUAUAAUAACAGUUUCAAAAUUAUUAGAUAAUUCAUAAGAAAAAUAAAUUUUCAUAUAUAUAAUAUCAUACAUAUAAUAUAAUAUCAUAAAAAUAUAAAAAAGAAAUAAUAGAGAAAUACGAUAUGAAAAUAGUACAAAGAAAAAAUAAUAAAAAACAGGGGUAGUAUGUUAAAGGGUUGGGCAUUACAAUUGCGUAAUCCGCAUGCUCAUAGACUUGGAAUAUUUCAGAUAGUAAAAGCACAACAGUCGAACGAAGACCGCAGUACCGUGCAGUUCGGGUGCAGUGACUUGCACCGAAUUUGUGUGCACGAAAAAUCUUCAACUUUUUUGUGCCUUUUGCGUGUAUUCUAUUCCUAUUCUUCCUCUCUUUAAAUCUUUUUUAUUCUUUCUCUCUCUCUCUCUCUCUCUCUCUCUCUCUCUCUCUCUCUCUCUCUCUAUUCUUUCUCUUACAACACAUCAAUAUGUAAUAUCCAAUUAAAACAUGUACGUACAUCUCCGAAUGUCUAUUAAUAGUAUAACUUUAUUAAAAAAAAUUUAUGCACGCGUGUAAACAGAACAUACAUUAUAUAAAAUUAGAAAAAAUUUUACGCACACAUUACAUAAAAUAUGUAAAAUCACAAAAUACAUAAUUUAUAAUAACAUACAAGAAGAGACGAGAGAGAAAGAGGAAUACAUCUCUGUAUAUAUAGGUUUCACGCGACACAUGAGGCCAGCAACAUAUUCGUGAAACGAAGCAUACUCGUGUGCGCGCGCAUGCAAGGAUUGCCUCUAUAUAGCUCUCAAAUUUCUGAUAACAUGCAAUGUGUUUAAUUCGAUCAAUCUAUAUGAAAAAAAGAUCCAUUUACAUUUUUAUAAAUUUCCAUAAUACGAAUUAUUAUUAAUUUUUUAAAAUGAUAAAUCAUAUGAAAAAUAAAAAAAGAUACGUAUUAUUUUUAUUUUCUUUUUUCCUUUUCAUUUUUCUCUCUCUUGAUUUUCUAUGUGUUAACAAAAAAUUAGGAAGAUAAUUAAACAUUUUAUGAAAAGUAUAUUAUGAAAAAAUAUCUAGUUAUUACGAAAAAACUAGGUAUCCACAUAUAAAGAUACCAACAUAUUAUUUUCACUGUAUAGAUCCAAUAUACAGAGUGUGCCUAAGGUUAUAGAUGUUCUCUGUGUCUUCGCGAAGAAGCACUAUGAGAAAUGAAAGAGGAGGGGUGAUUAGGGUGGGGGUGGCAGAGGGAGAAGUGAUUUUCCAACGGUCGUCAGCAUAGUAGUGCAUGCGCGGCGCGUCGCGACGCGGCGCCUCGCGGAGAAAAAGUAAGAAGUAGUAAUUUCCUCUCUUCGGUUUCUUCCCGUGCGUUUCUCCUCAUAGACGUCGGAUCUGUGCUACAUUCUUACACGUUCCCUCAUUCUUGUUCGUUCAAAGCGUGGAACAUUCUUUUAUUUCCUCCUUUUCUGUCAAACUUUGUGUUUCUUUUGAUGUCUUCUUUUUUUUUGUCUUAUAAUAUACAUAUACGCACCUACUAUUUUUGCUCACUUCUCUCAUGCCCGUUUGUGUUAGAGUGUGUUAAAGAUUUUUAACGGUGACGGUUAAAUUAUUCAAUCGCAUUUUCUCGCUUUUCGAACCAGAGAAAAAAGCUCAUCGGGAGCUGCGCGUGUAUUUUCGUGCGUCGUCAGGGUCUCGUGUUGGUGGGUCACGCCGUGCAAGAGCUAAGAGAGGCUGCUGUUUCUUCUCGCUUUAUCUUCAAAGACUUUUCAUUUCAUCUUUUUUUUUAAAUCUUUUUUUUUUAAGUUCAGUUUUUCGUUAAUACAUGUGAGACAGAUAUUCGAAUAUCGUCUUUUUUUUUCUUGGUUUCUUUUGGCAGUCUCUCGUCGUCCUCGGUGUGCAGCAGCGGCGACAAGCGGCAGCACCCAGUAACACACUGCGACGAGCGGGCGUCCGUGACACGAUCCAGGAGAAUCGAGCGAUCCGUUUGUUCGUAGUUGCAAGUAUACGAGUGCUCCGAAACGCGCGAAUAAAUGUGUCGGUCACGGUACAAGACGUGAAGCGGGGGAAUAUACGGCAAGUGAGUAUAUUUUUAGUAGCAAGCGCCAAGCGCUAAGGCAGAGUGGUAUAAACGGCGCGCAGUGGCCUGAUGAAGCGGCGUAUGUGACAUCAAAUUUCUCUCUCUUGCCACCUCGACGAGACACCGAGACAUCUUGCAGACUAUCAGCGCGCGCUAUUGGUCCUCCAAUUUCCUGGAGGCCAGUGGUGUCAGUGACACCAAAAAAUAAUACGAGCUGCUAGCGUGAAGAAGUAUAGUAAAGUUGGCUUAAGCCAACAUCGGUGGAAAAAACAAAAUGGCAACAAUAGAUGGCAGACCGACCCAAUAUGGUAUCAGUCUUAAGCAACUUCGUGAGCUCAUGGAGCUCAGAGGACGUGAAGGUGUCACUAAAGUCAAUAGCUAUGGUGGUGUGCAGGAGAUUUGUAAAAAAUUAUAUACUUCACCUAGUGAAGGUCUCAGUGGAUCAGCAGCUGAUAUUCAACAUAGACGAGAUACAUUUGGUUCCAACCUAAUACCUCCAAAACCACCAAAAACAUUUCUACAAUUAGUGUGGGAAGCUCUUCAAGAUGUUACAUUAAUUAUCUUGGAAGUAGCAGCAUUGGUUUCAUUAGGUCUUAGCUUUUAUCAUCCAGCAGAUGAUGAAGAAAAACCUUUAAUAGAUGAAGAUGAAGCAAAAUAUGGUUGGAUAGAAGGAGCUGCUAUAUUUAUUUCUGUGAUCUUGGUGGUAAUAGUAACAGCUUCCAAUGAUUACUCUAAGGAAAAACAAUUUAGGGGCCUCCAAAGUCGUAUAGAGGGGGAACAUAAAUUUUCUGUCAUUAGACAAGGAGAAGUUAAACAGAUUUCUGUAGCUGACAUUGUUGUUGGUGAUAUAUGUCAGAUAAAAUAUGGAGACCUGCUGCCAGCAGAUGGUAUCCUUAUACAAAGCAACGAUCUCAAAGUGGAUGAGUCCAGUUUAACCGGAGAGUCAGACCAUGUUAAAAAAGGAGAAUCGUUCGAUCCCAUGGUACUCUCAGGUACACAUGUGAUGGAGGGUUCUGGAAAAAUGUUAGUUACUGCAGUAGGCGUUAAUUCGCAGGCUGGUAUUAUCUUUACUUUGUUGGGUGCUGCUGUUGAUCAACAAGAACAAGAAAUCAAGAAAAUGAAGAAAGACGAAGAAAUAACUGGGAACAGCCAUGUGAGCACAGCCAAGCCCGAACCUGCGGAGAACCAUCAUGCAGUUAGCCACGCAGCUGAAGGAAAGAAGGAGAAGAGUGUUUUACAAGCCAAGCUAACUAAACUCGCCAUACAAAUCGGUUACGCCGGCUCGACCAUAGCAGUGCUUACCGUUAUCAUUCUAGUCAUUCAGUUCUGCGUUACCACAUUUUACGUGCAGGGGAAAAGUUGGAAAAAUACGUACGCUGGUGAUCUGGUGCGGCAUUUGAUCAUUGGUGUAACGGUACUUGUAGUUGCCGUUCCCGAAGGUCUUCCUCUAGCUGUUACCCUCUCCCUCGCUUAUUCCGUUAAGAAAAUGAUGAAAGACAACAAUUUGGUGCGUCAUUUGGAUGCUUGUGAAACGAUGGGUAACGCGACGGCAAUCUGUUCGGACAAGACUGGUACCCUGACAACCAAUCGAAUGACCGUUGUUCAAUCGUACAUUUGCGAAAAGAUGAGUAAAAUAACCCCGCAGUUUUCGGAUAUCCCGUCGCAUGUCGGAAACUUAAUGGUUCAAGCUAUUUCUAUUAAUUCGGCGUACACAUCCAGAAUAAUGCCUGCGCAGGAACCUACAGAUUUGCCGCUUCAAGUCGGCAAUAAAACCGAAUGUGCCUUACUUGGAUUUGUAAUAGCCCUGGGCAUGAACUAUCAGACGAUACGAGACGAUCAACCUGAGGAAACUUUCACGCGGGUGUACACGUUCAAUAGCGUUAGGAAGAGCAUGUCCACCGCCAUACCGAGGAAAGGUGGUGGAUACAGGCUCUUUACCAAGGGCGCUUCCGAGAUCAUCAUGAAGAAAUGUGCCUUUAUAUAUGGUCGUGAAGGUCAUUUGGAAAAAUUUACCAAAGAGAUGCAAGAGCGUCUGGUAAAGAACGUGAUCGAGCCGAUGGCGUGUGACGGUCUCCGUACUAUUUGCAUCGCGUAUCGCGAUUUCGUUCCUGGAAAGGCAGAGAUUAAUCAGGUUCAUAUCGACAACGAGCCGAAUUGGGAUGACGAGGAAAAUGUCGUGAACAAUCUCACGUGUUUGUGCAUUGUGGGUAUCGAGGAUCCGGUACGGCCUGAGGUGCCGGAAGCGAUCAGGAAGUGUCAAAAAGCAGGCAUCACUGUGCGAAUGGUGACUGGAGACAAUAUAAAUACCGCGCGUUCUAUUGCUUUGAAAUGCGGAAUUUUGAAACCAAACGAAGAUUUCUUGAUCCUCGAAGGCAAAGAGUUCAAUAGGAGGAUUCGCGAUAGCAGUGGCGAAGUACAGCAACAUUUGUUGGACAAAGUGUGGCCGAGGUUAAGGGUGUUGGCUAGAUCGUCACCUACAGACAAGUAUACACUCGUAAAAGGCAUAAUCGAUAGCAAAGCGAGCGUGAGUCGCGAAGUUGUUGCUGUAACUGGUGAUGGAACGAACGACGGCCCUGCUUUGAAAAAGGCGGAUGUCGGUUUUGCCAUGGGUAUCGCUGGCACCGACGUCGCCAAGGAAGCUUCCGAUAUCAUCUUGACGGAUGAUAAUUUUUCGUCGAUCGUGAAGGCAGUUAUGUGGGGUAGAAACGUCUACGAUAGUAUAGCAAAGUUCUUGCAGUUUCAAUUGACCGUCAAUAUCGUCGCUGUUAUAGUUGCUUUUAUCGGGGCAUGUGCCGUGCAAGAUUCCCCUCUUAAAGCGGUGCAGAUGUUGUGGGUGAACUUAAUCAUGGACACAUUAGCAUCUCUUGCAUUGGCCACCGAAAUGCCUACGCCUGAUCUUCUUCUUCGUAAACCCUAUGGUCGCACGAAACCGCUCAUUUCCAGGACAAUGAUGAAGAACAUUCUUGGCCAAGCUGUCUAUCAGUUGACUGUAAUUUUUAUGCUUCUUUUCGUUGGUGAUAAGAUGCUUGACAUCGAAACAGGCCGAGGAGUUGCGCAGGCUGGCGGCGGUCCAACGCAACACUUUACUAUUAUCUUUAAUACAUUCGUCAUGAUGACACUUUUCAACGAAUUUAACGCUAGAAAAAUCCAUGGUCAGCGUAAUGUCUUCCAAGGAAUAUUCACCAAUCCCAUCUUUUACACUAUCUGGAUCAUGACAUGUCUAUCACAGGUAGUUAUCAUACAAUAUGGUAAAAUGGCGUUCAGCACGAAAGCUCUCACAUUAGAACAAUGGAUGUGGUGCCUAUUCUUCGGAGUCGGUACUCUAUUGUGGGGCCAAGUAAUUACAACUAUUCCUACGCGCAAGAUUCCUAAAAUCCUUUCAUGGGGCCGCGGCCAGCCGGAUGAUAUCAGUGCGAUCAAUCUAGGAGAUGAGAAAUUCGACCCUGACUCGGAUAAAAAGCCGCGCGCAGGACAAAUUCUAUGGAUCCGUGGUCUAACACGACUACAGACACAGGUAAUAGGUGGCGAGUUGCAGGAACGUUUGAUACCAGUACCCUACAGCAAGAGUUCGACAGACCAAGCUAUCCGCGUAGUGAACGCAUUUCGGCAGGGCCUAGACGCACGCUACACGAGCGAGCACAGCAGCACUACAUUGGCGGAGGUACUGAGAAAACAGUCGUCCUUAAGCAAGCGGCUCUCGCAAACGAGCAGCAUUGAAUACGCCGAUAACAACCCAGACGAACUGACCAUACCCGAGAUAGACGUGGAAAGAUUGUCAAGUCACAGUCAUACCGAGACCGCUGUUUAGAAUGGGAGAAGAAUGGCGGGGUCAGCAGCGAUAUGUUUAUCAAGCUGUGUUACGUUCGAUCCUCUCUGACGAUAUGUAAACACGAAAAAGAAGUCAUCUUCAUCCUUGUUUAUCUCGUGGCCAGCGCGUUCGGAGGAAAGGACAAAAAAAUAAGAACCAUAUAUAUUGAUUCUCCUGAACGAGAAUAUAAAAAGGGGAUCGUAUUCCUAAAAAAAGAAAGAAAAAAGAAAUAUUAAUCAUGAUGCGAGUUAGGUCCUCGUCAUUUUCUCUCUUUGUGUUUUGUUAUUGAUAGUCGAUAGUGGAAACGGACGAUUGAAUCGCAUGUCGGUCAUAGCGUGUUCAGAAGGAGGAGAGAAAAAAAGAGAAAGGGAAGAAAGAUAGAAAUAAUGAUGAUGGCCUUCUGCCCACGAGACAUCGCCGCGGAUAUCUUAACUUAUCCGUGCGAAACACCAAUUAUAAGAUACCAAAGUAACGCACCACUGCCUUUCCUCUGUUGUUACUUACGUUUCCUUUUUUUUCUGUCCUUGUUUCCCCCGCUCUUUGCAUAUCUAUCUUUUUCCUCGCCAAAGAUUCUUUUAUUUAUAAUUUUUUUUAAUUUUAAAUGAUAAUUUUAAAUUGUAACAGAGGUGGAGAAAGCAAAGAAAGAACAAAAACAAUUAAAAUUAUUAAUGAGAAAAUUAUUUUCAUUGUUAUGACACGGGAUUUACUUAAAAUCAUAUUUUCAUUUAUUUUUUAAUUUAAUGCUGUAUAUAUAUAUAUUUUUUUUUUUUUUUGACUUUUUUCAAUGUCUCCACCGUUCUAUUCACCGUUCAUUGACUUCUUUUCGCGACAUUUUACUGCCAUGUUAUUUCUCUUUCUAAUUUUAUUUUCUAUCUUUUUAGUCUACUUCUACCUCGCACAAUACUUGCUACACUAAACUAUUUUUUCUUUUCCCUGCUUUCUCCUUUCUAUGUUCUUUCUUAUUUCUCUUUCUGACAUCUCAAUCUACCUAUCUACCUAUAUAUCUACCUAUCUAUCUAUUUAACUAUUUAUCUGUCUAUCCUUGUUUCUCGUACUCGCUCUUCUCGCGUGACUUAAAAAUGAUCUAGUCACUAGUUUGUAUUGCUAAAUACUUCCGUGAAUAUACUCAGCACUGGGGGUGCCUUACAAAAAAACAAAGUCAAAAAAAAAAAAAAGAAAAAAAUAUUAAAAAGAAUUGCGCAUUGUUUUUUAGCCUUACUUCGCGUGUAAAAUGAGAUUUGAUGAAGGAUAAAGAAAAAUUACAAGAGAAACGAGAUGAGAGAAAAAUUUGUCAUACUGAUUCUUCUUUGCUACCUUCGCGUAAUUAAAAAAAAAAGGAAGAGGAUGGGGGGACUAACGGAGAGAGUAUUUAACGACAGUACUAAAAAAAAAGAAAUAAAAAGAAUUAAAAGAAAAAUGAAUGCCACGACAUUGCCACUAAUUACGCUUAAGUCGAUACGAAGAUCCUGAUAGUAAAGACGUUAAUUAUGCCACAAUAUAAAAUCCGCAUGUAUUUUUAGUAAUAAAUAUAUAACUACGGAAAAAAAAAUCAUCAAAUAUGUUUUUUCGACGAGACACUUUUUUUAUGUUCAUUGCUCGCCAAAAAAAUAUACAUAUAUGUAUACAUACAAAAAUAUAAGAAGAUUUAUCUGGUUCUAUUAUAUUAAAAUCAUCACGAAUUUGAUAUAUAUAUAUCAUUUUUUUUCUUUUUCGUAUUUUAGCUUUUUUUGUAUAAAUUGUUUAAAAAUUGUUUUCUCUCAUUCUAUAUUACGUGGCUAUACUGUAAUUAUUCUCAGGACCUAUCGAUUUCGAUCGAGAACGAAGCGUGCAUGUCGACCAUCGGUCGAGAUUCUGAUCGAUAUAUCGAUACAUCUCCAUUAUCCGAUGCUGAUCGAUUGCGUUUCGAUCUUCGACAGCACGGAUCGAUAAUCGUGUACGUCGCUAGAGGGAUAGAACUUUUAUGUUGAUGGAACCAGUAUUCAUGUUAUCGGAUUCUAAUUAUUAUCGUAACGCCGAUAAUAAGUAUUAUUUCAAGCCGAAUAUAAUACGUUAUACUUUUUUAACUAAACCAAAAAUAACUAUAUACGGGAAUCGCUGCCAAAUAAAAGGAAAAAUGAGAUAAGAAAUAAAAAACGUGACGCGUGUUUACUAAGUCUCCAUGAAGUCAGUAGCCAAUAUACGUGUAUAUAUUUAUAUGUAUACUCAAUCAAUAUAUUUGUGUGUACAUAUAUGUAUAUAUAUAUGUAUAUAUAUUCAUUUGAAAUAUGUAUAUGUAGCUUUCUGAAAUUCGUUUAAUGUGUGUGUGCUGAUGUAAAAAAAUAAAAAAUAAAAAAUAAAAAAAAUAAAAAAAAGUAAAGAAAAAAAAAAAGAAAACGCGAAACGUGAAAAAAAGAUAAAUGCGGAUUUUUCCCUGUAUAGAGCGACGAUAAAGUGAUUUCAUUUUUAUGUGCGCUCGAGACACGGGAGCUCGUUAAUUCGUCGUUGCGUUCAUACGAACAGAUUUUUUCAUAAGGUAAAACAUAGGACUUAAUUUUGGAAGAGAGAAGAAAUAAUGAAAAGGCUUUUAAAGGCCUAUUUACAUGCACCGUAUUCUAGUCUUAAGCACUCUAUGCCUUACACUGCCAGUUAUAAAGACGCGCUGUUCUUGUGGAUAUCUGUAAAUGGUACACACACAUAUAUAUGUAUAUGUAUACAACAAUGCCAUUAUCGCCAACACUAUCGUCAUCCUUGCUGUCAUUGUAAUAUCGAUCUCAUCAUAUUAAUCACGUGCAUCAUUUUGAUUUCUAAUCUUUUUCUUCGAUUUAUCUCGAUUAUUUUAUUAUUAUUAUUAUUAUAUUUAUAAAUUUUCAUUUUGACUUCGUUUCAUUUCUCCCUUUUUUAUUAUUUAUUUCUAUUAUUCUGAGUGUGCAAUUUCAUUUAAACCUAAUUUUUUUCAACAAUUAUUUCAUUAUCUUUACUUUUUUCAUUAUCUAAAAUUAAUUAUGCGCGCAUCUCUCUCUCUCUCUCUUUCUCUUUCUCUUUCUCUCCUCUCCCCCUCCUUUUCUUUCCUUUUUUCUUCUCAUUCUUCCCUUUUAUUUGUCUUUUUGAUUUUUUACUCAGAGCUUAAAGAUGCACAAAGAAAAGAAAAGAAAACAACAUAUUUUAUGGAAAUAUUAAAAAAAAAAAAAAGAAAAUAAAUAAAACUGCUACUAAUUUCACGCAGACUUUGAUAGGCACGAUCGCGUCUCAUGAAUGAUUGCCCACGAUGUAUCAAAUUAAUUUUGAAAUAAGUAUAGAAGCAGGAAAUUAGAAACAAAACUGGAUUACGAAAAACGAGCGUCGAUCGUGGUUCGUUACGGUCACGAUCAUUGUUACAGUGGACAUCGAAUAUUUUAGAAAAAAAAAAAGAAAAAAAAAAUUGAGUAAAGUAAAAAGAAAUUUAAAAAAAUAACACAUACAUACACGAACACAUACAUACAGGUUAUCGAUACCUUGCUGUUAUCGAAGUUUCUGUAUGCUCGGUACCACCGUUCUCGUUAUUGCCGUUUUCUCACCCCAUUGUCAUCCUCGCUAUGUAUUAUAUGUUUUACGUUUCUUCUGUCCGCCGUCGAGAUCGCACCGAUCAUCCGAAUGAAUUAAGAAAAAAAAACGAGAUAAAAAAUAGAAAAAAAAAAAAAUGAAACUCGAUUCGUCACUCUCGUCCCGUCCCUAAAUUGCAUUAAGCACCUUUUUAAGCUCCGAUUGUUCUUACUCUCUGUACUCUAUAUUUAAACGCAUUUCGCGUCUAUUUAAGAUUGUGUAGAGUGUACAAAAUAAUAUUGUGCGGAAAGCAAAGAACGAAAAAAAAAAAAAAAGAAAUUGAUAGUUUCGAUAGCCAAAAUAGAAGAGAGUGAAAACUAAUAAAAAUGUAAUGAAAUGCGCUUUUCCUCUCUCGAUAAAUCGAUGUUAUCGGAUAAUCGUGUUACAAGAGUAAUAGAGAGGGAGAAAAGGAAUGAUUCCAUGAGAACGAUUCCUCAUGGAGAUCAAAGUAUGAGAAGAUUAAAAAAAAAAAAAUGCCGCCAUGAUCAGCUUAUUCUGCUAUAAAAGCUGUUCUCGUGCGUCAGUUCACUUAAAGCCGAUCUUGAAAAAUAUAGUUGAAUUCUUGUAGCGUCAAAGUUGGAGAGAACAAAAAAAAAUAAACUGUCCUUGUAUAUACCUCGCGACGAUCGUCACCGGUGCGAAUCCUUGUAAAAUCGGCCACUCUGCCCCGGGGACGUCUCUGUACUCUUUGUGUUUUCUUUCGACGUUGCUACGAGCAAGAAUAAAGAAGAUGGAAAAACGAAGAAGAAGAGAAAAAAUAAAAUGUGUGGAUUAGUUUAACAUAAAAGUGGAAAAUCGUUUAUGUAGCGGUAUGAUAUUGCACCGAUCCGUAACGUCAUUUUUCAUCUCGUAUUUUGAACUGAUUAUUAAUCUUAUAACGAGAUCGAGCCGUCUAGUGUAAAUAUAAUAUAUAUGUAUGUCUGUAUAUAUAUAUACCUACAUAUGCAUAUAUAGAGACAUGAUGUCACGUAUAUAUUUAUGUAUGUAUGUAUGUAUGUAUGUAUGUAUGUAUGAUGUAUGUAUGUAUGUAUGUAUGUAUGUAUGUAUGCAUGUAUGUAUAUCUAUAUAUACAUACAUAUCUUAUGAUAUUUUGAUUUUUGAUCAGUCAUUGAUUUAUAGGACCAUAUCGUGCUCACAAUUUUUUUUUUAUGAAUUAUAAUUGAUAUAAAAAAUAAUUUAUUUCUUUUUUACAGUAUUGUAUCUUUCAAUGUUUUUAAAAAAGCAAAGAGAUUUUUAUAAAGCAAAGGCAUCAAUACAAGUUAAGUUGAUUAUAAUGACAAAAAUGGUCCUAUAGAUCGAUCGAAUAAUCCAAUUUCUUUUUUUGAAAAAUCUAGAUAAAUAAUCAUAAAAUAUUUAUAUAGUCCAUCCAGAGAUAUAACGAGGUUGUAAAAUCAACCGAAUGAAAAGUUACAGAUGUUUUUAAGUAUCGAAUAUCAUUAAUAAUGAAAAUUAUGGCAUCAAUUGUAUUGUCAAUAGAUACAAUAAUUUACAACCACACUAUAGUCUCUAGACGAACUAUGUAUUCUUAUAAAGUAAAUUUCAUCGCUUUACUAGAGAAUUAGAAAAAAUGGUGACAGAGGAUGCGAUUUCCGAAAUCGCGAUACUAAUUUCUUUUAAAUUUAAAAAUCGGAAUCAGCGUCCUCAUCCCUGAUUAAAUUGUUCAUCGGUAUUCCCAGAUUGCAAGGUUAAUCCUUUUGCGGCAUUUAAAUAUUCUUACACAGAAUUUAUUGUUAACCGUUGUCUUCUGUCCUUGUUGAAUCAAUAAUAAUAAUAAUAAUAAUAAUAAUAAUAAUAAUAAUAAUAAUAAUAAUAAUAAUAAUAAAUAAUGAUAAUAGUAAUAAUAAUAUGUAAUAAUAUAAUAUAUAAAUAAUAAUAAUAAAUAAUGAUAAUAGUAAUAAUAUAUAAUAAUAUAAUACAUAAAUAAUAAUAAUAACAAUAAUGAUAAUGAUGAUGAUGAUGAUAAUGAUAAUAACGAUAAUAAUAAUAAUUAUAAAAAAUAACAAUAACAGUAAUAAUAAUAUAUAAUAUAAUAUAUAAAUAAUAAUAAUAACAAUAAGAAUAAUAAUAUUAAUACUAAUAUUAAUAAUAAUAAUAAUAAUGAUAAUGAUAAUGAUAAUAAUAACUAUAAUAAUAAUAAUAAUAAUAAUAACAACAACAGCAACAACAACAAUGCGGAUGAUGAUGAUGAUGAUGAUGAUGAUAGCAAUUGAAUAUCGAGUUUAUAAUAAAUUGACCGAACAGUUGCGAAAGAAUUAAUCUUGUUCGAGAAAAAGAUUUGUGGCACAUGCGCAGACAAAAAAUUUCGAAUUAGAAAGUAAUUGGUACGUGCUUAUUAAUAUCGUACCAUUUGCUUGUUUUGAUAUAAUAAUAAAAAAUAUAUAUACUGAAUAUUUUCACAUCUGGUCAAAUAAUUUCUGUCGAUAAUUGCAUAGCCACAAACAUUCUGUUUUCACAAUCUGGUAUCCGAUCUGUCGUAUAAUCGAAACGUGCCACUGCCUGCGAUAUUGAGACGCCGGAUGUUGACACUUUCGUACUGGCAUUUAACAUAUAUUGCAAUUUCUUUUUGUUUUACGCUCUGUCAUUGUUCGAUAAUCAUGUCAUAUCUUUCCAACUUCAUGUAUCGAGAUUUUCCUCUUUUUUCUAUUUUUUUUCUCUUAAUCUUAUAUGUGUAUAUAUGUGUGUAUAUAUAUAUAUACACACACACACUUAGUAACUUAUUAAAACUUUCUCACAACUUGGCAAUUAAAUAUUUUGGGAAAGAUAUUACAAACAUUAGGAGAAAAAAAGUUGGAAAAACUCGACUCAUGUUGUCAGAAAGAUUGAUUUCGCAUCUAAUGAUGUAAUUAAAGAGCGUUAAUCGCGUCCUUGUACUAUAAGCAAUAAACAAAAGAAAAAAGCGAACAAUGUAAAAUGAAUUGGAGAUCGAUAUCAGUGAUCGAUACGCGCUGCAAUAUCUUACUGCUGGAUCGAUCGAUAUCGCGCUCGAAGCAGCGACGAAUUUCUUCGUGAAGGAGGAAAAGGGAAUUCUGUAAACCCGUGACGAAUUUUCUUGAAAAAAAAAAACAAAAAAAAAAAACAAAAAAAAAACAAAAAAAAAGUUAAGAAAAAGUGCUACUUUAGACGCGUCGAAACUUGUAUUUAAAACUAUGCGGAUCUAUCGAAUAAUUAUAUUUUACACACCUAGCGACGUUUAUUCUCGCUCCGUUGUUUAGAGAUCUUGUCGUUUAUUUCAAUAAUUAAAGUACAACAUUACUUACGAGAUAUAUAUAAAGAAAGGAUAACCUCUAUAAACGUUUAAUCUUGUCGACACUGUCGCGCCUUCGUCAUUAUCUUUGCAACCAUUAAGCAAUCAUCAUUCUCUGCAUCCUUCCCGCCGUUUUCAUGUUCAUGAUAUAUUAUUGAUUUUUGAAAAUAGAUUAUCAAUAAUGAAAUAUAAUUGUAUUAAUUUUGAAAUAACCGGCAAUUAUUUUCAAUGUUUUUAAAAAAUAAACAAUAAUUAGAAAAUAUCGGAAAAAACAAAAUUUAUUUUUUACAAGCUUUAUGAUUAAUUUUAGAAAGAUUCAAAAAAGCAUAAAAAAAUCGAAGAAUACUAAAAAUUCAAGAUUUAUAUAUCAUUUAAAAUUAUUGAUUUUUGAAUUAAAACAAUGAAUUUAUCAUAUAAUAUAUUUGAAAGGAUUAUUUUUUAGUAUCUGAAAAGAUUUUAUUUGAUUUUAAUUCAAAUGUGUUGUAAAAUUAAAUAUAUAAUUUCAUAAAAACUUUAAAAAAAUAUAUAAUUUUCAUCAUGAGAAGUGAGAAACGGUGGGAUUUCGAAUCGAUGAUCGAUCGUUAUUAGUGGAUCCAGAGUGACACGAGAAAACUCAUCAUUGCGGUUGGGACCAAGUCUCGACGAUCGUCAAGAGUAAUUAGAAAGACAGAAAAGAAAAAAAUAUUUAAAAAAAUAUAUAUUAUAAGCUAGUGGAAAAGAUGAUUUUUUCGGCAGCUUAGUUGUGUCUCGUCGUUUAUAAAUAAUAAAUACUUAAAAUCUUAGCUGUGUCAUGCACGCGCUCAGAGCCGAAAAAUUAUAAAAACGUACAUUAAGUACUUAUAUUUCCACCAUUUUACUGGAUUUCCGGGCUAUCGAUCGACGCUUCGCCAAUUAUGAAAGCCGGUGGCAGAUAAUGACAGCGUGUCAGAAAUGCACAUUUAGUUUGCGAAUAAGUUUAUUAAAAGCGUGCAUGUCUUUAUAUGUAAAAGAAAAAGAAAAUGGAUAAAAAUUAUGAUUAAUUCAAACUUGUUAAAACAGAAGUUAUGCUGGAAAUUAAUGAAAAGACAUUGUGUUAUAAUAUUAAUUUACUGCUAAACGAGGAAAAUGACAAAAGAAAUUAAAGGAUUAAAUUUUGGUAAAUAAGUCUUUGUUUUCAAAUAAGAGUCCUAGAAAUUAUACAGAUUGUUUUUUUUGCAAAUAUAUUGAGUGCAAUAUUUGAUAUACAUUAAAUAUAUUAAGCUAGUUUUUCAUAGAGUUUCAUCCCAAAUAUUUUUGAAAAUAUUCAAGUUUAUUCCAUUGUCAAUGGAUUAUAUUAAUAUUAAUACAAAGGGGAAGUGAGAGUGUGCAUUUUAGUUCUCACAGUUUGCCUCAAAACAUACCAAACAAAAAAGAUACAGUAAAAAUAAUGUACACACACGCGCGCGCGUGCGCGCACACAUACACACACUACACACAGAAAAUAUAUGUGUGUCAUUAUAGAUAUUCAAAAUAUACAUAUAUAUUUAUAUGUAUAUACAGUAUAAAACUGAAAGAUUGUACUGUAUCAGAACAUAUAAUAUUUUGUGUUAUGAUUGGAAUUUAUUGUAAUUCAAAAAUAUUUUGAGAGAGUAUCCUUUCUAGCGACGAGUCGGAACUUAACUGGUUAAAAUUAAGCAAGUAAUAUAUUUAUUGAAGUUAAAGUGUGGUAAAUUUUAGAAAUGUUGGAAUUAUGUUUCAUAUAACGAGUUACUGAUUUAUUUCACAUGUGCAGUCAUAUAAUGUGAAAUGAUAUAUUGUGAACACUAAAAUAGAUACUGAAAAAUUAUAUUAUAAAUUUGAAUUUACAAAAGUUUAAUUGAACGUUAUAAAUAAAGAAAAAUACAUAAUUAUACAAAGUCGAGCCAAAAACAA